CCACAAAUCAGCAGCGCCAACUUCAUUUCAUUAUAGUGCGGAGACGCUCACCGCUCCCAACAGCCCCAGGCCAUUGCAACGAAGAUAUCCGUGGAUAAACCAAAAUCAUUCUCUUUUUGCCAACUGAAUGUGUUUUUUCAUGCUCAAAUCAAGUGACGUAAGUUCUAAUAUGCUUUUAUAUUGAGUGAGAACAAUAUUCGUCGCGCGUCAUCGUCAAAUGCGCGCGCCCGUACAAAUCCUCAAAAACCUGCAGAAAGACACUCAGGGCUCGUAUUGUUAGAGAAGCGGAGUGGGGUCCCACACGUGAAUGGUUUCAACUCGAGAGAUUUGACAUUUGGUGCUCUUCCUCACACAGAUGAAAAUUUACAUCUCAUAAAUGCGUGGCAACCCCAGUCAUACCCCACACCGGAUAAUGGACAUGAAUUGAAAAAUUCUGGAUCUGUCACAGCAAAAAUGGAGAAGCAUAUCCGUGCAAUUUCAGUCUCGUGUCAACCAACAGAUAAUUAAUGAAGGAAUGGCGAAGCUCAGAUUUUCUUGAUAUAACCACCCUUUGCAAGUCACAGCACAUACGGACAUGCCAUGGAUCUCCUUUGGGUUCUAUACUCCAUGCUGACUGUAUGUAUGGCCAUCAAUUUGGAAGCUACUGGGAGCCAUAGCAUGUUUACCUGUGAGCCUAUCACAUUAAGGAUGUGCCAGGGUCUCUCCUACAAUACCACCUUCAUGCCCAACCUUCUAAAUCACUAUGACCAGCAGACCGCUGCUCUCGCCAUGGAGCCCUUUCAUCCUAUGGUGAACUUGGAGUGCUCUACUGAAAUACGCCCUUUCCUGUGUGCCCUUUACACACCCGUGUGCACAGAGUACGGCCGUGUGACCCUGCCAUGUCGGCACCUGUGCCAGCGUGCCAAGAGCGAUUGCUACAAGCUCAUGGACAUGUUUGGGGUCAGCUGGCCAGAUGAGAUGGAGUGUAGCAGGUUUCCAGAAUGUGAUGAGUCUUACCCCCGAGCGAUAGACCUGCUCCCAAGCAGUGACGGCACGGAGGAAUCUCCCUCAUCGGUUCAGCGGGACUAUGGCUUCUGGUGCCCACGAGAGCUGAAGAUCGAGCCUGACUUGGGCUACUCAUUCAUGGGUGUCCGCGACUGCUCACCUCCCUGCCCAAACAUGUACUUCCGCAAAGAUGAGCUCAUCUUCGCACGCUAUUUUAUCGGCGUCAUUUCCAUUGUCUGCCUGUCGGCGACGCUCUUCACCUUCCUGACCUUUCUCAUUGACGUCGGGCGCUUCCGCUACCCUGAACGGCCCAUCAUCUUCUACGCGGUCUGCUACAUGAUGGUGUCCCUGGUCUUCUUUCUGGGCUUCCUGCUGGAGGAGCGCGUGUCGUGCAACGCAGCGAGCCCGGGUCGUUUCCGCGCCGCCACCGUCACCCAGGGCUCCCACAACAAGGCCUGUACGCUGCUCUUUAUGACACUCUACUUCUUCACCAUGGCAGGAAGUGUUUGGUGGGUCAUUCUCACCAUCACCUGGUUCCUGGCGGCUGUUCCCAAAUGGGGAAGUGAGGCUAUUGAGAAGAAGGCCUUGCUGUUCCAUGCGGUGGCCUGGGGCGUCCCGGGGGCCCUCACCAUCACCCUCAUGGCCAUGAACAAAAUCGAGGGUGACAGCAUGAGCGGCGUGUGUUUUGUGGGGCUCUACGACCUCAUGGCCUUGCGCUGGUUCCUCUUGGUGCCUCUCGCACUGGAUGUGGUCGUAGGUGUGGUGCUGCUGUUAGCCGGUAUCGCGGCGCUAAAUAGGGUCCGAAUGGAAAUUCCCUUAGAGAAGGAGAACCAAGACAAACUGGUGAAGUUCAUGAUCCGAAUCGGCGUGUUUUCCGUCCUGUAUCUGGUGCCACUGCUGACAGUCAUUGGAUGCUAUUUGUAUGAGCAGAGCCACAGAUCAGUGUGGGAGACCACCUGGGUACAGGAGCGCUGCAGAGAGUACCACAUCCCCUGCCCCUUUAAGGUGGAACAAACAAGCAGGCCAGAUAUCGCCUUGUUCCUCAUUAAGUACCUGAUGAUGCUGGUGGUGGGCAUCCCGUCAGUGUUUUGGGUCGGCAGUAAAAAGACCUGCUUCGAGUGGGCCAGUUUCUUCAAUGGGCAACGCAAAAAAGACAGUGCAGUGCACGAGAGCAGGCAGGUGCUGCAGGAGCCCGACUUCACCCAGCUCCUCCUCAGGGACCCCAACACCCCAGUGGUGAGGAAGUCUAGAGGCACCUCAACACAGGGCACCUCCACUCACGCCUCCUCCACGCACCUCGCCAUGUUGGACGAGCCCCCCAGCGCCAGCACCAGCCGCGCCAGCAGCGUGCGCAGCAAAUCAAGCAGCUUCCACGGCAGCCUGCACCGCUCCCGAGAUGGAAGAUACACAGCUUGCAGUUAUCGUGGUGUCGAGGAACGUCUCCCUCACGGGAGCACCCUGCGCCUUAAUGAUCCGCUCCAGCACUGCGGCGUCAACCGCCUCGACAGCCAUUCGCGGCACGGCAGCCUGCAGCGUCUGGAGAGCCAAUCGCGGCACAGCAGCAUGCGGGACCUCAGCAUCACAGCACAGGCCAUCCAAAGCAGCCCUGGCAACGGCAUUCACCGCGUCGUAGAGGAGGAUGCGACCAAGGCGUGAACUUUAAUGUGCCAACAAAUAGAGUGAAAAGAACAUGGACUCUUCUGGCACAAAACUCCUCACAGUGGAUCUCACAAAUAUACGAGAGCAUUCAAACUACACAGUGCACUAUGUGCGUUCUCUGGGAAUUGAACCCACAACCUUGCCGUUGUUAGAGCCUUGCGCUACUAGUUGAGCUACAUGAAUGAAAUGGACUUUACUUUACUUUAAAAUAAGAUCAUGUGGAGGAUGCCAAACACUUGAAAAUGUGCAAAACUGUGCAAAAAUAACAUACACUAUCGUUAAAAAGUUUGCGGUCAGUAUGAUUUUCAGAAAGAAAUUAAUACUUUUAUUCAGCACAGAUGCAUUAAAUUGAUCAAAAGAGACAGUAAAGAUAUUUAUAAUGUUACAAAAGACUUAUAUUUCAAAUGAAUGCUGUUCAUUUGAACUUUCUAUACAUUGAAGAAUCCUGAAAAGAAUAAAAUCCAAUUUCUUAAGGAACAAAUCAACAUAUUAGCAUGAUUUCUGAAGUGAUAUUGAAAAAUUCGGCUUUGCCAUCUUAAGAAUAAAUUACAUUUUAAAAUAUAUUAAAACAGAAAAUUAUUUUGAAAUGUAAUAUCUCACAAUAUUACUUUUUACUGUAUUUUUGAUCAAAUAAAAGCAGCCUUGGUUAGAAUUAGAGACUCUUUUCAAAAACAUUACGAAAAUCUUACAGAUCCCAAACUGAACGGUAGUGUAUAUAUGUUCCUUUAGCUUUUCUUAAGUAAAAUCUGUGUGGAACCUCUCGUCAAACGGUUCCUACAUAAACAGGGUCAAACGUAAGGGCUUUUGAUACGUCAUCAUUCUGUGAUGUGUUGAGGCACUUGUUUUAUACUCCCAUGAUUUAAGCUUUCUGAUUUGUACCACUACAGAUGUGGUUUUGAAUGUUUCUUUCCAUUGUUUGUUGCACUUUUGACCUUUUUGUAGAACAGAACUAGUGAUAGAUACUGUCAUCCUGCACAUUUGGGUCGAAUUUAAAAGGACAGUUCACCCAAAAAUGAAAAUUCUGUCGUCAUUUUACUCACCCUUGUGACAUUCCAAACUUGUAUGAUAGUUUUUUUUUCCCUGUGGAAGACAAAAGGAGAAGUUAAAGGGAUAGUUCAUCCAAAAAUGAAAAUUCUGUCAUCAUUUACUCACCAUCAAGUUGUUCCAUAAAUUUAUAAAUUUCUUUGUUCCGCUGAACACAAAAGAAGAUAUUUUGAAGAAUAUGGGUAACCAAACAGUUGAUGGACCCCAUUGACUUCCAUAGUAUGGAGAAAAUAUAUAUACUAUGGAAGUCAAUGGGGUCCAUCAACUGUUUGGUUACAGACAUUCUGCAAAAUAUCUUCUUUUGUGUUCAGCAGAAGAACGAAAUUCAUACAGGUUUGUAACAACUUGAGGGUCAGUAUUUUCAUUUUUGGGUGAACUAUCCCUUUAAGCUUCUCUUUUACAUACAGUGAUAGUAAAUAUUGACCAAGGGUUGUAAAACUCCAAACGAUCCAUGUGCAUUAUAUUGCAAGUCUUAUAUUUGUGGGAGGAAAAAGUAGAAUUUAGGAGAAAAUUAAAAGGUAUGAAUUCGAUAAUCUUUUCCAAUGCCAAACUUCAUUAUUUCCCAUGUCCCAUAGCUGAGGUUGAGGAAACGAUGACAAAAUUUUCAUUUUUGUGUGAAAUAUCCCUUAAAGUGUGAAGAGCUGAAUUUCAAAAACAACUAAAAUGUAAAAUAUCAUUUAACAUCAGUCAUUUUAGAAUAGAUACUGUAGGAAAUUUUCGAUCGGUAAUUGGCCUAUACUUUACAACCCAGCUCUUCUGUUGAGUUUUAGCACUAAUAAUAAUUAGUCGUCAUUUUCGUGUCAUUUACCGAAAACUGUGAAAAGCUUCUUUUUUUUUAAAACAUGUUUUAUGUGCUUUAUGUACAAAAUAAAACCACUCUCAACACA
Molecule: messenger RNA, 4574 nt
Organism: Ctenopharyngodon idella (grass carp)
Lineage: Eukaryota; Metazoa; Chordata; Actinopteri; Cypriniformes; Xenocyprididae
Gene: fzd3a
Product: frizzled class receptor 3a
Exons: 7
Coding region: 580-2640 (686 amino acids)
Biological process (GO): canonical Wnt signaling pathway; non-canonical Wnt signaling pathway
Cellular component (GO): plasma membrane
Molecular function (GO): Wnt receptor activity; Wnt-protein binding
Source: RefSeq, a predicted model, not a curated record